ACGUCACAGACGGCAGCUGAUAGGCAGAAUUCAACUCUGCACGAUUCCCAUUGGUCGACGAGCCGGUAUAAACGAUGCCUUCACAGUAACCUGUUCCAGUUGUGUUGUUGUUCACUCACUGUACGCUUGAAGAAUAGUAUGUAUAAAGUACUUCACAAUCAAGACAUAAAACACGAGUGCUCGCGGUCAGGGGGACUGCACGCGUAUCCUGAUCAUUUCAGGGAACCUAAAAAGCUCUACCUCUAAACCACAGCCGUUUAAUAAAUGAUCAUCUGAAGGUUCCUGUCCUCUGGUAGGACUUUGUAUAUAGUGUACAUAUCGCUUUUCUAACAGAGGAUCUCGCUCAGAUAAGCGGAGCAAGCUCGAAGGAUCAAAGAUAUGGUCACGCGGUGAUUGAAAGGAGUCGAAAGAAUUUGAAAAUUUGCACUACUCGAAUCCCAUACAUUCGGCGCAUUCAUCAACCUAGACCGCACUGAUCGGACUAAAUAGCUAAAACGCGAUAAAAGAGGAGAUAUUGGUGGAGAGAAAGAGAACGAAGAGAAGAAUGAGCACGAUGGAGCAACAAACGUCGGACGAAUUCCCUUUAUGGAUGAAAGUACUCUCUGCAGGCACAGCAGCCUGUAUCGCUGAUUUAGUGACGUUUCCUUUGGACACCGCCAAAGUCAGAAUGCAGAUUGCCGGAGAAAAUCAUCCUAUUCGGUUGGCAACAGCGAACGGCAUCAUGGUUCGAAAUACACAGCCAGGAUUAUUGAGGACAGUAGGAAACAUCAUCAGAGUGGAAGGAGCAAGGAGCCUGUACGGAGGUCUGUCCGCGGGACUCCAGAGACAGAUGUGUUUCGCCAGCAUACGGUUGGGCCUCUACGACAUCGUGAAGUCAAUCUACGCUGGAAUCUUCGACGGUAAUAACAGGAGCGGAUCGAAGAGUAUUUCCGUACGAAUCGCCGCUGGAAUGACGACAGGCGCCAUGGCGGUGAUCCUUGCUCAACCGGCUGAUGUCGUCAAGGUCCGCUUUCAGGCUAGAGAUAUUGGACAACCGGCGAGAUACAGCUCAACCCUAAAAGCAUACUGGAAUAUUGGUGUCAAAGAAGGAGGGCGGGGUCUUUGGAAAGGAACCGUACCCAACGUCUCGAGGAACGUGAUCGUGAACGUGGCGGAGAUCGUCUGCUAUGACGUCAUCAAGGAGUUCAUCUUGGAGCACAAUUACCUGCGCGAUGGAAUCCCUUGUUAUCUAACGGCCGCCAUGGUGGCAGGAUUGUGCACCACCUUGGCUGCUAGUCCUGUAGACGUGGUGAAGACUCGCUACAUAAACAGCGCUCCUGGCGAAUACAAAGGCGUGAAGGAUUGCGUUGUUCGUAUGAUGACGAAGGAAGGUCCAUCCGCGUUCUACAAAGGCUUCGCGCCCAGCUUCACGCGUUUAGUGUCCUGGAACAUCGUUCUAUGGAUCACUUACGAGCAGUUCAAUAUCUACGCGAAGAAGAUGAACAACGAUCAUUGAGCACCAUAGCUGUCGCGUUCUACGUGCUCGAUCGACCGAUGUAUCCGUCGAUUUACAAGAUGUACACAUACGAGCCGUGUUUUAAUCAACUGCAGCUUCAUAGUCUGUAUUUCGAUCAUGUAGCUUAGAGAUGGGAGGAUGUAUUAUCGUAUAUUGGUUAGAUUUGGUCGUUUCGAAUAGAACUUAUUACCUGCCGUCGUUUGCAGGUACACUUACUAAUAUCGAUGCAUGCAUACAUACGUAUAAGUUUCUCUCUAGGUACCUUAGAUAAUGUAUGUUAUUGAUUUAUUAAAAGUUACAAUUAUUUACUUUCUAUCGAUCGUUGGAAUCGCCGGGUUUUUUUCGAUGAAUUCGAUAACGCUUAAUCGCCUGUCUGUUGUAGAGGACAGUUUCUAUCGCUAAUGCUUUUCUACCUAAUGCGUAUUCGUAUGUAACAACUACUUGGAAAAGAUUCUUGCCUAUGCAUACGUAGAGGGUGUGUUUACGAUGGAAAAGCUGUUACGCUGUGCUCUUUCGUAGGGUAUAAUCGUUAGCACGAUGACACAUAUUAGACUUUCUUUCUCUUUACUAAAGCAGGUUAAGUGUAAGAAAAUUUAAGACGCGAUUUUGUUAAUCUCACCGAUAGCUUCGUUUGCAAACGACGACAGCCAAUUCUCCCAUCUAUCGUUGUAUUUUCACUUUUCUCUCCGUAGAUAAGACCGCGCGUGCACUCCACAUCGACAUUUGAUCAAAUUGAAAUCAACUCAAGUUGGCGAUUUGACAAAACGGAGAAAACUUGUCCGUCCAAAAUUAUUUAUAAAGUAAUUCGAAUACCAUGCGUAUUGCAAUUGGUCUAUCUUGAUUCGAUUAAUUCUAAACAAGAAAAAAAAAAAAACGGAAAAGAAAGAGGAAUGCUCAUUUUUCGACAAAAUUUCGUCUUUCAACGAAGUGCACGUACGAUCAAGAUCUUAGAAAUCUCUCGAUAAUCCAUAACGAAACAUUUUUGGCUACGUAAGUCAGCUUUAGAGACAGUAGAGCAAUAGAGAAAAAAGAAAUUACUCCCUUUCCCUGCCCCCGAUGAAUACUAGUAUAAAAUCGCGCGCUUUACGAUACGCCGGACAGACAAUAAGAUAUCAAAAUUGGUUUUAACGCGUUUGCGACGUCUGUUAACGAAAGCUACACACACGCGCAUACAUACGCAAAAUGAUUAUUCCACUGAUUUCCGUUUCUAGACUCCGAUUAAUUUUUCGAGGCACGAAUUAAACAGAGAUCCUUGGCUAAUAUUUAUCUGUGUAAUUGUAAUUCGUUCUUCUAACAUUUGCGUUAUGCGGGUUAAUUUGUCGCAAUCGUUGCUAGAUAUUUAAAGAAAAGAGUAGGGGCGGAUAAUUCGCAAUCUCAUUUGGGGUCAAUUAAUAUUAUACAGGGCACAAUUUUUAUCGAAUUUCGAUCGACGACUUGUAGUCUAUUUUAAAGGCUAUGUUAUCAUUUAUCGAUGUACUUUUCACAUUAAAAAGCAAUUCUUAUCUUAUUAA
Molecule: messenger RNA, 3006 nt
Organism: Bombus impatiens (common eastern bumble bee)
Lineage: Eukaryota; Metazoa; Arthropoda; Insecta; Hymenoptera; Apidae
Product: mitochondrial uncoupling protein 2
Exons: 6
Coding region: 545-1495 (316 amino acids)
Biological process (GO): mitochondrial transport; mitochondrial transmembrane transport; adaptive thermogenesis
Cellular component (GO): mitochondrial membrane
Molecular function (GO): oxidative phosphorylation uncoupler activity
Source: RefSeq, a predicted model, not a curated record